AUGAAGUUUCAAUCAAUUAUCGUAUUCAUAAUCGUCAGUCUGGCUUUUGGAAGCCAUGUUCAAGCAUUAUGCGAAAUCUUUCUCAAAGGCACUUAUAAACAUCAAACUGGUGGACAGUCUGGUUGCUUCGGAGCUGAUUUCAAUGACCCUAUAAGUGUUGCCAGUGUUAGCAUACCUCGCACUAGCUACAAAUUUUAUUCUGGCUAUAACUGUAAAGGAUCGAUUCUUGCUACUGGCAUUGACACCACUAACUUUGAUCCUCGCAUACAAUUCAA
Messenger RNA from Paraglomus brasilianum, 275 nucleotides. The record is from the annotation of a GenBank genome assembly. NCBI's taxonomy places the organism in Eukaryota, Fungi, Glomeromycota, Glomeromycetes, Paraglomerales, Paraglomeraceae.